Molecule: messenger RNA, 1497 nt
Organism: Schizophyllum commune H4-8
Lineage: Eukaryota; Fungi; Basidiomycota; Agaricomycetes; Agaricales; Schizophyllaceae
Product: ARM repeat-containing protein
Exons: 8
Coding region: 50-1318 (422 amino acids)
Cellular component (GO): cytoplasm; membrane
Molecular function (GO): protein binding
Source: RefSeq, a predicted model, not a curated record
CUCCUCUUCCUCGAGUCAGCCAACCCUCCGUAUCUCUUCAGCCCAGUGCAUGUCUCAGUCUACCGCCGCCAAGCCUUCGCUCCAGGGGGUACGCAUCAAAGCCAGAAAGCGCGCCGUCAAGGCGCAAGCAAAGCACGAACCUGCAGUCUUCCGCGACCAACUCUACAAGCACCUCGAGACCGUCCCCGAGGGCGAUUUUGACGCGUUCACUACCAAACUAGUCCAAGCCGGAUCCACGCUCGAGUUCCUCAAAUAUGCAGAUGCCCUCUUCGAGAUCAUCCUCGUCGGCGGCCUCCUCCAGCCCGGCGGCAGCUACCUCGACGACGGCGCCCCCGUCUCGCCUUUCACCAUCUUCAACGCCCCCGAGCCGGUGCAGAUAGCCGAUCUCAAGCCGUAUGUCGAUGUGCUGAACAAGCUUAUCCGGAGGUACAAGUACCUGCAGAAGCCUCUCGAGGAGUCCGCCCUGCCGACGCUGCUCCAGUACAUCCAUAGGUGGACCCCUGCGCAGAAGGACAAGCUCGCCCUCACAACAGGGCUGCUCAUCGGGCAGGGCCUCGCCAGCGCAUCCUGCUUGCAGUCGCUGACGAAGGACCAUCUCUUGAAGAAUGACGUCUCGAUUGACGUCCUCACCCUCGUCUUCCGCGCCUUCCUCACUGAGCAGGGCAUGGAGCACCUUGCCAGUGCGCUCAAGAAGGGUGGUAUCAAGGAUCUCCUGCUCUUUUUCCCCGCCAACAAGCGCGAUGCAAAGAGCCUGGAGGAACACUUCCGCGCAGCCGGCCUCCCCCAGGUGUCUGACUGGUAUAUCAAGAAGCAGAGCGCGGCGUUCAAGGAUAGCCUCACGGCUGAUCUGCGUGAAAUGUCCGAACGUGAGGAGUCGGCAGAGGCAAUUGUCGCUGCCGUCAAGGCCAAGCAGGAGGAGACACCCAUCCCAGAGGCCGAUCUGGUUCAGUGCCUGUGGCACGGCCUGAUGAGCUCUGUUGACUGGAGCGCACGCGCAGACCAAAUCGAGAGUCUAGCGCUUCGCGAGGUGGCGAAAUUCGCCCCCAUCCUCGAGCCCUUCUGCUCUGGGCCGAAGUCACAGGUUGCGCUCAUCAACAUCGUCCAAGUGUAUUGCUACGAAGAUUCCCGUGUCAUGAAGGCUUUCCCGCAGAUUCUCAAGGUGUUGUACAACAAAGACUGUAUAUCAGAUCAGGCGAUCAUCUACUGGUUCCAGAAGGGAUCUAAGCCGCAGGGCAGGCAGCACUUCCUUAAGGCGACGGAGCCGUUGGUCAAGUUCUUGCAGGAGCAAGAGGAGGAGAGCGACGAGGAAGAGGAGUAAAUUCGUCUUACAUGAACGACGUUCUUUACCUUGGUUGAAGGCCAGCCCUUCGCAGCUGCUGGCCAUUCGUGAAUUGAAGUGCAUUCCAUUCGAUCUCAGGACGUUCCGACGACGAUGUAUCGCUGUAGGUAUGUCUACUCAAAGCUGGAGGAGCUGAUAGAAGUAUCAUAAGCGGGCGG